AUGGGCUUCGGAGUACUAGAACCAAAGGCCGAGGGUCAUGUACCAGGCACCGUCUACAUCUACGACGAGAAUCAGUCGCAGGGAAGUCCCAACACAGCACUCCUCAAGCAUGGCACUGGGAAAUACUCCCACAUCGUACUUGCGCCACAACCCUCAGACGAUCCCAACGACCCCUUGAACUGGCCGAAGACAGAGAAGAACCUAAUACUGGCCAUACUGGCAUUCGGUGCCAUCAUAUGCGGCUCUGGACCAGGUGCUAUCCUCCAAGCGGGCGUUUUGCCAGUUUCUCAGUCCUUGGGCGUCAGCUUGACCAAGAUUACCCUACUGGCUGGCUAUGUGCUGCUCUCGGCUGGCGCCUUCGGUAUCUUCGUCUCUGGUCUCGCGCGCAAGUUUGGAAAGCGGCCUCUGUACAUUUUCUGUUCCCUCAUGGCUGUCAUCGGCUGUAUCGUCGGCGAAUGCGCAACGACUUAUCCGACCCUGGUCGCAGCGCGGAUCAUUCAAGGCUUCGGCGUGGGCGCGUACGAAUCACUUAUCGUGGCAUCCAUUGGCGACUUAUACUUUGUGCAUGAGCGUGGUCCACGAGUAGCUCUGGUCAUGUUCCUGCUCGCGACUAUUUCAAAUGGAGUCCUGGUCAUUGCUGGACCCAUUACGGCCAAUCUGGGCUGGCACUACAACUUUCACAUCCUGAUGCCCUUCGUCGGUCUCCAGCUAUUGUUGACCAUCUUCUUCGUUCCCGAGACUACUUACGUCCGCAAGAAGAUCUACGAGAUCGACGAGACAGGCUCUGAUCAGAACUUGGAGGCGCUGGGCCAGGACGAAGAACGACAUCGUCAUGCGGAAGAAAAAAUGGCCAAGACUACAAGCCAGCAAGAAGAGGCUGUUUCGCGUACCAUCACUCAGGUUACGAUUCCUCCCAAACGCAAGACGUAUGUGCAACGGCUAGCCAUCUUCAACGGCGUCUUCGUUCACGACUCACUCCUCAAGAUGAUACUUGCACCACUUGCGAUCCUUCUUAAUGUCGGAGCGUCGUACAACGUGCUGGUGAGCGGGAUCUGCCUGGCCUGUUGGCUACACAUCUGCUGCACCCUUGAUUGGAGCGUCAUUGCGUUUGCUCUGAUGGGCGUCGUCGCCAAACCUCAGCUGUUGUGGAUGGUCAAGCGGAACGGCGGAGUUUACGAACCUGAAUUCCAGCUUCUGGGAAUCGCUGUGGGCGGGCUCACCUCAGUCGCCGGCAUGGUUGGCUUUGGCUACACCGCCCAGGGCUUCAAGUCCAUCUACGUGAUCUGCUUCUGCUGGGGACUCAUGAUGUUCGGACUCUGCAUCAUCGCUAUCAGUACCAGUGCCUACGCGCUGGAUGCGUUCCGGCAACACAGUACGGAGCUGUUCAUCAUGAACAUGUUGUUCAAGAACUUCUUCUACUACGGUCUCACAAACUACAUCGUUGACUGGUUAAUGACUCAGGGUCCGGCCAAGAUGUUCAAUGUCAUUGCGGGUAUCACCGCUGGCUGCGUGCUGACCACGAUUCCCAUGUAUGUCUACGGAAAGAGGUAUCGUCGAUACUGGGCGCACCACAAUUUGAUCAAGAUUUUGCGCCUAGAGACCGACUUGACCGGCACCGAAGCCGCAGAGUAA
This is a messenger RNA of Cyphellophora attinorum, 1632 nucleotides long. RefSeq names its product putative MFS-type transporter. The record is from RefSeq and is a predicted model, not a curated record. NCBI's taxonomy places the organism in Eukaryota, Fungi, Ascomycota, Eurotiomycetes, Chaetothyriales, Cyphellophoraceae. The coding region runs from base 1 to 1632 and encodes 543 amino acids. Gene Ontology annotation, molecular function: transmembrane transporter activity. The transcript has 4 exons. Gene Ontology annotation, biological process: transmembrane transport.